CGAAACACAGUUGGUACAAUUACGACGCCACAUUUUUCGGCGUUUGGCUAUUACAAAGCACGGGUGUAUUAAACGUUGCUUGUUAAUUUUUGAAAUUAUCACAAAAAUGUCGUACAAAGGACCUCAAAAAGUUCAAAAAGUGAUGGUACAACCCAUUAACCUUAUAUUUCGAUACUUGCAAAACCGUUCGCGCGUGCAAGUUUGGUUAUUCGAGAACAUCAACCUACGAAUCGAAGGUCACAUCGUUGGAUUUGACGAAUAUAUGAAUUUAGUACUGGACGAUGCGGAAGAAUAUCAUUUGAAGACAAAGAACAGAAAACCACUCGGACGAAUCAUGUUAAAAGGCGAUAAUAUAACGUUAAUACAAAAUACGAAUCCAGGAGCGAAUUAAGUUAUUCAUAACCUUGGAGAAUGAACAAAAAAGCAUUGUUUUAAACUUUGUGCUAUUGAGAAUGUAAACUACAUGUUAAAAGUGACUUAAAAACAUUUAAUAAGGACAAAGUUAAUAUCUUUCAAGUUCAUCAUAUUUGUGAUACAUAAUUCAAUGUAAUUAGAAAGAACAAUGGUAAAUUAACAUGUACAAAUUAUAAUUUUUUUUUUUAUUGAGAAACGUAUUUGUUAUUAUAAUCUUAUAAUAUUAAUUUCCAUGGAAUUUAGAACAUGUUUCAAUCUUUUAAUCUUCAAUUAUUUUUAUUAAAUGAAAAACUGUGUAAUGUAUAUCCCAUAUAUUUAAAAUUGUACCCAAUUUAGUAUUCAAACAAAUUCCAGGUGUAAAUAUUGUGAUUGAGCAAUUGCUGUAAUAGAUAAUGAUCUAGAUAGACAUUUAAUAAAUAUUUUUGAAUCAAA
This is a messenger RNA of Apis cerana (Asiatic honeybee), 846 nucleotides long. Its product is annotated as Small ribonucleoprotein particle protein SmE. Gene Ontology annotation, molecular function: RNA binding. Gene Ontology annotation, cellular component: spliceosomal complex. Gene Ontology annotation, biological process: mRNA splicing, via spliceosome. Lineage: Eukaryota; Metazoa; Arthropoda; Insecta; Hymenoptera; Apidae. The record is from RefSeq and is a predicted model, not a curated record.